AUGGAAGAAGAGACCCUUCUCGAUGAGAACCUUCUCCGUCCCGUCGAAACCUCACCAGCCGCCGCUGUAUCGAAAUCGAAAUGGACCCUUCUUGUUCUAGCGCUGAUCCUCCUCUCUGUCUACUUAACCUUGGGGGUUUUCACGUAUUCUUUUUUUCGAGACCAGUUCUCUGGAACCGAGACCUAUCUCUGGGUUGACGCUUUCUACUUCUCCGUCGUCACUUUGUGCACUGUCGGUUACGGCGACAUUGUCCCGUCCACUCCCACGACCAAGAUCUUGACCAUCGUUUUGGUUUCACUCGGCGUCGUGUGUCUCGAUUUCUUGCUCAACCGCGUCGUCAAUCACGUUCUCAGCCUCCAAGAAAACGCCAUUCUUGAUCGUAUCAAGACUGGAAACAGAGCCAUUAGAGAUCACAUUGCCGAGGAUGGUAGGAUAAGGUUAAAGUGGAAACUUUGUUUAGCGUUCUGCGUCGUCUUCCUCUGCGUCGCCUCUGGAACUUUGUUUCUUCACGUUUUCGAGCGAUUGGGUUGGUUGGAUUCGUUUUACUUGUCGGUUAUCUCGGUUUCUACGGUUGGUUAUGGGGAUAAAGCGUUUAAGACGGUUGAAGGAAGGUUCUUCGCAGUGUUUUGGCUUCUUCUUUCAGCUAUUGCUAUGGCAAGUUUGUUUGUUUACUUGGCUGAGAUGAAAGUCGAUCGUACUACUGUCAUGAAACUGCCCACCAGUGAAUCAGAGUUUAUUGUGUCCAAGCUUAAAGAGAGUGGGAAGGUUAGUGAGGAUGACAUAAAGAUGAUCGUAAGCGAGUUCGAGAAUCGCGAUAAAGUGCCAUCAAGCGGAUCGUGA
Capsella rubella is the source of this 840-nucleotide messenger RNA. RefSeq names its product two-pore potassium channel 4. The record is from RefSeq and is a predicted model, not a curated record. Gene Ontology annotation, cellular component: plant-type vacuole membrane. Gene Ontology annotation, biological process: stabilization of membrane potential; potassium ion transmembrane transport. The coding region runs from base 1 to 840 and encodes 279 amino acids. Gene Ontology annotation, molecular function: potassium ion leak channel activity. NCBI's taxonomy places the organism in Eukaryota, Viridiplantae, Streptophyta, Magnoliopsida, Brassicales, Brassicaceae. The transcript has 2 exons.